This is a messenger RNA of Chaetomium strumarium, 1419 nucleotides long. RefSeq names its product kinase-like domain-containing protein. NCBI's taxonomy places the organism in Eukaryota, Fungi, Ascomycota, Sordariomycetes, Sordariales, Chaetomiaceae. Gene Ontology annotation, molecular function: ATP binding; protein serine/threonine kinase activity. Gene Ontology annotation, biological process: protein phosphorylation. The coding region runs from base 73 to 1347 and encodes 424 amino acids. The transcript has 3 exons. The record is from RefSeq and is a predicted model, not a curated record.
CUGGGUAGGAAGCUGGGCCAAGGAGGCUUCGGCGCUGUUUACGAGGCGGAAGAGCUGGCCACUGGAACGUUGAUGGCCUGCAAGAUCGUUCAGGCCCACCACGACCCUAUUAUGAGAGUAUACCAGCAGCGGGAGCUUGGUAUCUGGUACAAGGCAUGCCGGGGCGCACGGAACGUGGCCAUGAUCUACGACGCCGCGUAUAAUGCAAGGGACGGUACUGCAUAUAUCUAUAUGGAGCUCCUUCCGGGCGGCGACACCUGGAACUUGGGCGGCAAGAUCGUAUCCAACGGCGAUGUCAUGCAUCCACUGCUCCUUACCACUAUAGCCUACCAGACGGCCCUCGGGUUGGCCGAGAUCCACGGAAGGAAACUUCAGCAUCGCGACCUUAAGCCAGACAACAUACUGCUAACCAAGAAGAUCACGCCAGGGAUGAACAAAGCGCUAUGGGAAUUGGAGAGGAAGGGACGCCCUAGCAGUGCCCACAGGGACGACUUAGUCGAGGCGUAUAACAUUCUGCGCGAACCGCGGCUGGCCGUGCUAACCGACUUCGGCCUGGCGCACGACCAUGCGGCGCCCGCCGCAAACCACGGAAUAGCAACCAAGAUGGGCGGGUUCAGCGCCGCCUACAACGCGCCCGAAAUGGUAGAGGGCAAUAACGACCAGUCGCCGUGGGCUGAUGUCUUCAGCUUUGGGUUGUGCAUCUAUAUGCUGUCCACAAUGCGCUUCCUCAAGCACCAUUCCGAACGGGGCAAUCUUCCUAAGACAUAUUCAUCUGAUCUGCAGAGGCUGUACCUAGGCUGUACACAAGAGGACUGGGAGCGGCGUCCAAUAGCAAUUGAGGCCGCGAGUAAGCUGCAGGAGAUCCAGAAGGCCGAGAUGGCCAGCAUCGCCAAGUUGUAUACAGCGUGGAAGGCCAGUGAGAGAUCGGCACCAGCGGCGCAGGGCAGCAGCAGGCCAGUCGCAUCAUCGAGUCGCGGCGGCGGCGGCGGCGGAGGAAUGAGUGCCGAGCACAAGCGACUGAUCGCCGCGGAAAUGGCGCAGGUAGAGGUGGAGAGGAAGCGCGACGAUGCCAGGAGAGCGGCUGCUCGUGGCGGCGGUGGUGGUGCUCGUGGCGGUACUGGCGGCGUCACGGAAGCCAUGGGCCGGCUGCGUGUGGCGGACGACAGAAACACCCGAAACGCGGGCAAUACGCCCUAUUAUGGGGGUACUUCGCAGCAGCAAGGCACGAGACCCGCGGCGCGUCGACCGGAGGAUGCCUCAAGGAGAGUAGCACAAGGCCAAUCUACCCGAACCGGGGGCGGUGGGUCAUCCCGGGAUUACGAUGGCUACGACCGCUACCGGAGGUAAAAUGCACUGCCGCUUUGCAGCAAACAAGGAAGAUUCCUAACUCCUAGGUUAGGCGGCAGGGACGGAGACGGG